Molecule: messenger RNA, 990 nt
Organism: Kazachstania africana CBS 2517
Lineage: Eukaryota; Fungi; Ascomycota; Saccharomycetes; Saccharomycetales; Saccharomycetaceae
Gene: TFB3
Product: TFIIH/NER complex subunit TFB3
Exons: 1
Coding region: 1-990 (329 amino acids)
Biological process (GO): regulation of transcription by RNA polymerase II; nucleotide-excision repair; positive regulation of cyclin-dependent protein serine/threonine kinase activity
Cellular component (GO): transcription factor TFIIH holo complex
Molecular function (GO): cyclin-dependent protein serine/threonine kinase activator activity
Source: RefSeq, a predicted model, not a curated record
AUGAGCACGAAGACUAUGUUGUCCAACAGUAUGGACGAAUAUGAUGAUAAUAAAGAUAUGUGUCCGAUUUGUAAGACUGAUCGAUACUUGUCUCCGGACCUUAAAUUUUUAGUCAAUCCAGAAUGUUACCAUAAGAUUUGUGAAUCGUGUGUUGAUCGUAUCUUUAGUCUAGGUCCAGCACAAUGUCCUUACAAGGGGUGUAAUAAGAUUUUAAGAAAGAACAAGUUCAAGACUCAGAUAUUCGAUGAUGUUGGUGUGGAAAAGGAAGUUGAUAUAAGGAAGAGAGUGUUUAAUGUGUUUAAUAAGACGUUAAGUGAUUUCGGUGGGAAUAUGGACGAGUACAAUAUCUAUUUGGAGGAAGUAGAAGAUAUAGUCUUCAAUCUGGAUCAUGGUAUUGACGUUGUAAAGACUGAAGAAAAAUUAAGGACAUAUGAAGAGCUAAAUAAGCAGCUUAUAUUGAACAACAUGGAAAGGAAUAAGCAAGACACUGAGAAUUUCGCUGCAAGACAACAGUUCGAAAAGGAAAUGAAGUUAAAAAAGAGAUUGCUUGAAAAACAGAUCGAAGAAGAAGAACGUUUCAAUAAAGAGUGGGCCAAGAAGGAAAUCGUUAAUAGACUCACAUCUUCAAAUUCCAUAGAUACGGAGGAUGUUAUUGAGGGUGUUAAAAACACAGUGAAAUUGAAAAAGUCUUCAGCUAGGAGGAAAUUAGAAGAGCUUAACAGAGUACUGAAAAGUAACCCAUAUUUCAGUUCUAAUAGUAAUGUGAGCAGGAAGAAAGAUAUGGUACCUUUUACACCGUUCAAUGGUGACAGAGAACCAAAGAAGAGAUUCACCGUUGAUGAAACAAUGUACAAUGAUCCUUUCAUUCAGGAUUUACAAAGCAAGAAAGAGUACAUUGCGUCUGGGUUUAGGACAGACUACGUCUUUGAUAGAAUUCUUACGGAAGCAUUUUUGGGUUUAGGAUGUGUGAUCUCAGAAGAACUGAAAUGA